This is a messenger RNA of Oldenlandia corymbosa var. corymbosa, 1544 nucleotides long. The record is from the annotation of a GenBank genome assembly. NCBI's taxonomy places the organism in Eukaryota, Viridiplantae, Streptophyta, Magnoliopsida, Gentianales, Rubiaceae.
UAACUUUCCAGAUUUUGGAAAUAUGAAAAACCCAGUGUCAGAAAAAUCUUUUGUACCAUCCUAGAUUGUGAUGAUUCAUCUCAGAUAAAUGUCACCGGACCACUAUUUAAUCAUACUUUUCCUAGAAAUCUUCCAAAGCCUCUUUGACUCUCUUUUCUUUUCUUUUUUUCUCCCCACUUUUUUCUCUGUUCACUCCCUUUUCUCUUCUACUGUCCCUUUCUUGAAGAGUGAAGCAGUAUUGUCUGCUGUCCCUUUGCAAGUUUUCUUUUUUCCCCUUUCGGUUUCUGCUUAUUCCUUGUUUUGGGGCCUGAUUUCUUCAUCAUACCUAUGAUGGGCACUAAUUCAAUCUCAAGAAUUUCUUGUCUUCAGUGUCGGAAUUUCAGCUCCAGCUCUGACCAUUUUAGAAAUGGUUGGCGCCUUCGCAGCGGCGACUUUGCUCAGCUCUGUCCCCGUUGCGCUUCUAUUUAUGAAGAUGGCAAGUUCUGUGAUACAUUCCAUUCAGGCCACGAGGGUUGGAGGGAUUGUGAAUCUUGUGGCAGGUUGGUUCAUUGUGGAUGUAUUGUGUCAUUUAACACAUAUAUGCUGUUGGAUUCUGGUGGAAUAAUCUGCAUGGGGUGCUCAAGAAUUAAUUUUGCUCAGGCACGCAAUAGAUCCCUGCCUUUAGAAAUACAGCAAGGCCUCCAUGGACAAUCUGGCAUAGAAACUCAAUACAGGCCUCAUUGCACUGACUCAGAAUUGCAACAGAUAUCGAGAAACUCCGAAUCUGUGGUCACUCCUUUGUUUGAAAAACAGUUGUCCAAGACUGACGUUGACAUGAAACUUUCGCGUCUAGUAUUACCCAAGAGGUGUGCAGAGGCUUUCUUCCCUGAUAUAAAUGAUCCACGUGGAUUUCCAAUCAGAUUCCAUGAUGUGGAAGGAAAAGAAUGGGAAUUUAAUUACCGCUAUUGGAUAAAUGCUGGCAGUAAGAUGUAUAUUCUCGAAGGACUCAAAGAAUUUAUGGUUUCGAAGAGAUGGGAAGCAGGUGAUACAGUUACCUUUUUUAGGGUGGACCCUGAGGGAAUCUUUGUCAUUGGACUGAGGAAGGGUUCUGUUAAUCAGCCACCAAAUGAGAAUUCCGAGCUGAAAGGCACACUUGGUUCUUAGCUGAGCUCUCCUGUCUGGACUCAAGCAGAUGAUUCAUCAACCCGUUGACCGAGUUUGUGUUCCAAAAUGUUCAUGUAGAAUUUGGAGUUCUGGGGCCAGUUAGAAUAUGUGGCCAAAUGUGUGCAGACGUGAACGUCGACAGACUGUUAUUUUGUCAUUUCAAGUUACUUGCUGGGACUAGUUUAUUACAGUUAUACUAGAAAUUUCCUCCUUUUUUUUUUUUUUUUUUCCAUUUCAUAGAAAAAUAGGGCACAGUGUGGAGGUUAAUUAAUCUGUCUCAUGAUUACAUCAUCGUCUCAACUAGUUGCUAAACCCGUUCAAUGCACGGGGUUUGUGCAUAAUUUUGUAUGAGUUACAUAUUUAAAAUAUAAUAAAAUUGUGAAACAAAAGGGUAAUAAGUA